AUGCCCACCAACCGCGGGCACCUGCCGGAUGACCUGGAGCACCCCGGGGGCACCACCGAAGACCGGGGGGAAGCGUGGCAACAGCGCAAUGCCGGAUGGACCCCUACACCACCGCUGCGGGGCCGUGGGGGCCAGCUCGAGAAGACCACCACGCGAGGGCUGUCCCAGCAUCCGAGGAACCCCGGCCUCAGGGAAGGGGAAGAGAGUGAGAACAUCAGUGAAAUUGAGUUCAAUCACUACGACAACAUGACUUGGGAUGGCCAGCAUGACCCACCAAGUCUCCAGGCCCAGCGGUCAGUGGUCAUGGUCAUCUACGUGGUCGUCUUUGUGGUGGGUGUGCCGGGCAACCUGCUGGUACUGUGGGUGACCGGCUCACAGGUCCGUCAGUCUAUUAACGCCAUCUGGUUUCUCAACCUGGCUGUGGCCGACCUCCUCUCCUGCCUGGCGCUGCCAAUCAUCAUUGCAACCAUCAUGCAUGGCAGAUGGCUUUUAGGUAAGAUGGGCUGUCAUAUCCUGCCCUUGCUCUUGUACUUCAACCUCUACGCCAGCGUCCUGCUCCUCACCACCAUCAGCGCCGACCGCUUCCUCAUCGUCUUCAAGCCCAUCUGGUGCCGGAACUACCGUGUGGCCCGGCUGGCCUGGCUGGCUAGUGGCGUGGCCUGGAUGCUGGCCCUGGUGCUCACCAUCCCUUCCUUUGUCUUUGUAGAAGGCUACGAGGAUCCUGUUUCUAAGGACGUAUUCUGCUUUGUGGACUUUGUGACAGACAGUGCAGCACUUACUGUCACCGUCAUGCGCUUUGUCCUGACGUUCCUGGGCCCCCUGGUCACGAUGAGCGUCUGCUACACUUUGCUCCUGCUUCGGACCUGGCGCCGGCCGGCCACUCGCUCCACCAAGACCCUCAAGAUGGUGGUGGCUGUGGUGACCAGCUUCUUCGUCCUCUGGCUUCCCUUCCAUUUUUCAGACUUGCUUUUUGUCUUUUUCCCCAGUCUCUCCUCCAACAUGGAGCUAGUCGUAUCCCUGUACAUAAUUGGAACGGCCCUAGCUUACACCAACUGCUGCAUCAACCCCAUUAUCUAUGUGGCCGCUAUGGGGCUAUGGGGCCAGCACAUCCGGUUCUGGCUUGGCCGGCUGCGUCAACUGCUGACUGAAGGCUAG
Messenger RNA from Suncus etruscus (white-toothed pygmy shrew), 1155 nucleotides. RefSeq names its product C5a anaphylatoxin chemotactic receptor 1-like. Lineage: Eukaryota; Metazoa; Chordata; Mammalia; Eulipotyphla; Soricidae. Gene Ontology annotation, cellular component: plasma membrane. The coding region runs from base 1 to 1155 and encodes 384 amino acids. Gene Ontology annotation, biological process: inflammatory response; positive regulation of cytosolic calcium ion concentration; complement receptor mediated signaling pathway. The record is from RefSeq and is a predicted model, not a curated record. The transcript is spliced from 2 exons. Gene Ontology annotation, molecular function: complement component C5a receptor activity; G protein-coupled receptor activity.